GCAUGCAUAUCAUGGCCCACAUGCCGCGAGACGUCCCGCGCCUUGCACGUGCUGGCACCUCCAACCUCACUGCCAUGAUAGCCAGUGUCCAGCGGUGAGCUUCAUGUCAACGAUCUACAAGUCCCGGGCCUCCAGUACAUAGGCAUACUCGCUCGGCAUGCGUCCCAUCCACAAGGACAGGCAUUAGAGAUAUUGGUUUUCAAGCCCAGUAAUCCGCCCAGAGGAGAUUUGCCCCAAAGCUUAUGAAGACCUACCAUUUCUAGGGUAAGCGACGGCCAUCCCAAAUAACGCUCGCAUCGCCUCCUAAGCGAUGUGGCUAAUGCAGCAAGAAGCCUCUGGUAGGCUGCGGUACAAAAGUAUGCAAUUCCCAGGCUGAAAACCCUACACUCCAUCCACCAUGUUCGCGUCAAAGUUCCUCAGCCUCGUCUCCUUGAUGCUCCUCCCUGCGGCUCUCGCCCAGUCCGAAUACACGAACCUCCCAGCCACAGCACCCGGCGUUUUCAACGCAACCGCACGCAUAGAAAUCAAAUCCACCGUCUCGGCCGCCUGGGACGUACUCACCGACUUCCCCAACUACGCAGCCUGGAACCCGUUUGUGCGUUAUGCCGUCACAACUUCAGCCAAGGGCAACAUCACCCUACCUGAGCAGCGACCAGUCGAGGGCAACUACCUCUUCUUCCGCGUGCAGAUCCCUGCGCUUCCGUUGCCCGUGAACAAAGACACGCCCGAUAAUCUCUUGCACACGCAGUUGUCCGCUGAGCGCAUAACUCAUGUGCAGCCGGAGUUGGGAAGAUUGGCGUGGGAUUACUUGGCGGAAAUCGCUGUCACAUCAACACGGUGGCAGGCGCUUAGCGAUAUCGGCAAUGGAAUCGUCUUGUAUGAGUCGAUAGAGGUGUUCAAUGGGUUGUUGGCUGGAGUAUUGAAGGAGACACUUGGAGAGAGUCUGCAGGAAUCCUUCGAGGCACAGGCAGAGGGACUGAAGUUAUACCUUGAGGGUUAAUAAGUCUGUAGAGUUGGGAUAUUACAGCACUUGAUCACUAACUAUGCCGAAGUCCUUGUAAUACAAAAUGUCCAUAACUCCGAUAAUACGGCUGAAUUGAAAGCCGGCACGAUGCACAGUCGGCAUGGUUGAGAUGAACCCGACGGCGAAUGAGCACUUCGGCGUUGAAAGCAGCCAUUCCGACAUCCCUGUCAUCCAUCCCGCGGGCAUGCGCGC
Alternaria rosae is the source of this 1216-nucleotide messenger RNA. RefSeq lists its product as uncharacterized. NCBI's taxonomy places the organism in Eukaryota, Fungi, Ascomycota, Dothideomycetes, Pleosporales, Pleosporaceae. The coding region runs from base 398 to 1000 and encodes 200 amino acids. The transcript has a single exon. The record is from RefSeq and is a predicted model, not a curated record.